AUGCGCCGCAAGAAGGUCAAUUGUUUCAUUGAUGAUAAACUGGAAAGAGGGGAGGAGAUCACUCCUUCGCUCUUGAGAGCAAUUGAGCAAUCAGCGAUUUUGGUGGUGAUCUUCUCAAAGAAAUAUGGAUCAUCUCCUUGGUGUGUGGAUGAAUUGGCCAAAACCCUUGAUUGCAGGAACAGGUACGGCCAGGUUGUUCUGUUAGUUUUCUAUCGCGUGGAUCCAUCUGCUGUGGAUCAACAUAUUGGGAGCUUUGCAGACAAGGUGCCAAGCUGGAGAAGUGUGCUAACCACAGCUGCUAAAUAUAUCUGGAUGGGACUCCCAAGCCAAGUCAUUAGCUUUCAAGGGAACUGCCCCAAGAAAGAUUUUGUGGAGGAAUCCAACACGGUGGUGGAUUAUUCACAAGGCAACCCUUUAGCCCUUAAAGUUUUGGGUUCCUUCUUCCUGGACAGAACAAAUGGAUUUUGGGAAAAUGCACUGGCUAAGAUUGAAAGAACUUUUCGCCCAGAAAUUCAUGAUGUAUUGAGGUUAAGUUUUGAUGGAUUAACCGAUGAGGAGAAGAGCAUAUUUCUCGACGUUGCUUGCUUCUUAAUCUGA
Molecule: messenger RNA, 597 nt
Organism: Linum tenue
Lineage: Eukaryota; Viridiplantae; Streptophyta; Magnoliopsida; Malpighiales; Linaceae
Source: the annotation of a GenBank genome assembly